AUGUCUCGUGUACCUCGUCCGGCGAAAUCCACUGGAAACAUACGUGGUCAAUAUCGUGCAUCUACGACAACAGCAACUAAAGCUACUACCCCGACUACCCCGACGAGACUACGCGUGCCGAGUACUGCAACGAAGCCAAGACCGAUAUCUCCAACUCCUCGCAAGAAGACUGAGGAUGUACCAGAACCUCCAAAGGAAAAGCUAAGCUUGAAGGAACAGAUCGCAUUGAAGAGGGCAGAAGUAAAGAAAGCACAAGCCACGCAGAAGGUUACGGGUCCUCUGGAUGUGGGACCCGACUCGUUACCUGAGAGACCUCGAAAAGCAGAAGACGAAACGCUUGACCUGGGUCGACUAGGUGUACGAGAGACUAUCGAUCGAGCUCGCAGUUCAGGCAAUCUCGUCCUUUCAUCACGUUCCCUACCAUGCAUUCCGUCUUGCUUAUUCGAGAUACAUCUUGGUGUUAUGCCCAAGCCUCUUGAUUCUGUCAAUGAGCCUGAAUAUCCUGCCGAUGAUGUGUCAAAGCGCAGCAGACAAAGCAGACAACAAACUUCUUGGUUCGAGGCACAGGAUCUUAUGGUUCUCAAAGCACGAAAUAACGAGAUUGUUGCUAUUCAGCCGGAAUUGUCGCUUUUCGGCGGUCUCAAGGUCCUUGAUCUUCACAGCAAUCAACUCAAUACCUUACCAGAAUCACUGGUUUCACUGGCGUUGCUAACAAUGUUGGAUGUGUCAAACAACAAUCUGACUGAAUUUCCUCCCUCGCUGUUCUCCCUUCCGGCCCUUGCGACUCUCAAUGCUGCGAAUAAUCAACUCACAUCUCUGCCUUUCGCGCGAUUUAACGAUCCAGUAGAUCUGUCUGGGUCACUCAGUCCUGAUAUUUUCUACCAACCCGACGUUACUCGCUCAACCGAACCUCUACCAAGCCUGCGCGUUCUGGAUGUUGGAUACAACAAACUGACUGCAGCAACUAUUGAUUCAGCACACUUGCCUCGCAACGUAACUCGCAUCAUAUUAACCCGGAAUCCUCUAGGAGAGUCGCGUGGAUUAAUCUCUGCUCUGGCCAGCCUCGAGCGUCUACAAGAGAUAAUUAUGGAUCAUGCGCUGAUCAGGGACGAAUCGUUCCUGGAACCACCGGCGAACGGCUUCCCGAACCUUCAGAUUUUCGAUCUCAGCGAGACUGAGGUCACGGAAGAGGCGAUUCGUUCAUAUUUUGCAAACUCUCCACGAAGUAACUCCAUAAAUUUCCAUGUGACUACAGCGCCUCCAAGUCCAGGAGAGUUACGCAUCUCCGUCGGCAAAAGGGUCAUCAAGGAGUCCUGGGAGAUCGAGGCGGAGCAGCGUUACUUGAAGAAAAAGAAAAGUGCGAUAAACAUGAACACUCAGCAGAACGAUACUCCUGUAGAAAAGGAACCAUGGGAACUGGAGGCAGAGCAGGGUCUGAUGACAGAGGGAGGACGCAGACGUGCUAGAGCUGCUGCGGCUGCAGCAUCUACAUCGGCUACCUCAGUCGCACGAACCAAGGCAGUAUCUCCGACUCAGUCGAAACCCCGUAUUCCGUCUCCAAAACUAGUCGAAAAAGAACAAUGGGAAAUUGAAGCUGAACAGGGUCUGUUGACCGAGGGUGGCCGACGACGAUUGCGAGCUCAGCAAGCCGCUUCCUCAGCGCGAAAGUCAAGUCCUCCAAGUACCAACCUCUCCCUUGCAAACUCGUCAUAUUAUUCAGCUUCGACGUUAACGUUAACUUUACCUGCAUCUGUACCGCCUACUCGAGCACAUGCACGAGCGUUCUCGAUGGCAAUGACGCCACAAAGCAAUCGUAAAACGGAAGAUCUCCUAGUUCCCACUCCGACGCUCCCAUUGGACGUAAUCUCGCGGCAGGACUUUGCUGGGAAGCUUCAAGUUCUAAACCUCAGCAAUCGGCGUGCAGACCCGAGUUUCACCUUCCCGUCUUCUGCUGUAUUACCUUCGAUGCAAAGCUCCGGGGGUGUACUUCCUCAUCUCAGCGAACUAAUUCUUGACGGGUGUGCAUUAGGCGACGUAGUUUCUAUUUCCUACGAAUCCGAGGAUGGCGGUGCUCCAACAGUGACGAAACGCAAUUUACUCGAAAUAAUCGCAGAUACCUUCCCCUCCCUCACCACCCUCGACCUCUCCUACAACUCACUUACGUCAGACGGCCUAUCCCCCGCCGUGAUCGAGCGCUUACUCGUACCAUCCAAUGAUAACGGCCGGAAAGGACUGAAAAUCCUACGAUUGAGGGGGAAUCGUUUGACGUCACUUGAAGCGUUCGAGCAAGUCGCAGGACAUUUUAGAGGGAACAGAGAAGUGACGGAUUGGUGCCUCGAGGAGCUUGAUGUGAGGGAUAAUGAGAUUUCGAGGUUACCUUCGUUGAUGGGGUUGAUACCGAUGGACGUGUUCUUGGUGGAUGGCAAUGUGUUCCGCGUACCACCGAGAAAGGUAUGGGAGAGAGAAGGAACAAAGGGCCUGUUGAGUUGGCUUCGCGGGCGCAUUGAGUAA
Fomitiporia mediterranea MF3/22 is the source of this 2511-nucleotide messenger RNA. Its product is annotated as RNI-like protein. Bases 1 to 2511 code for a protein of 836 amino acids. The record is from RefSeq and is a predicted model, not a curated record. Gene Ontology annotation, molecular function: protein binding. The transcript has 5 exons. NCBI's taxonomy places the organism in Eukaryota, Fungi, Basidiomycota, Agaricomycetes, Hymenochaetales, Hymenochaetaceae.